This is a messenger RNA of Solea senegalensis (Senegalese sole), 3610 nucleotides long. It is a transcript of the gene csf1rb, whose product is annotated as colony stimulating factor 1 receptor, b. Gene Ontology annotation, biological process: osteoclast differentiation; positive regulation of kinase activity; multicellular organism development. Lineage: Eukaryota; Metazoa; Chordata; Actinopteri; Pleuronectiformes; Soleidae. The transcript is spliced from 22 exons. Gene Ontology annotation, molecular function: ATP binding; macrophage colony-stimulating factor receptor activity; cytokine binding. Gene Ontology annotation, cellular component: CSF1-CSF1R complex; signaling receptor complex. The record is from RefSeq and is a predicted model, not a curated record. Bases 75 to 3086 code for a protein of 1003 amino acids.
UCAGUUUCAGUCAAAAUUCACUCUGACUUCAACUUAACAACAUCAGAGAGAGGGAGAGAGAGAGAGAGAGAGAGAUGCUGGUCUAUUCACUGCUGCUGUCGAUCGCCGUCAGCUGCUGCUCUGCAGAAGAUCUUUUUCAUCCUCCCAUGAUCCACCUCAACAAUGUUUUCCUGCUAAACCAAUCAGAGGCCGUUGUCACCGCCGGCUCCGCCAUCAUCCUCCGUUGCUGUGGCGACAGUGCAGUCCGUUGGUCCAGCACAGCGUUUCGCCUGCAGUACCACGACAACCUCCCUGACCUGUUAGAGGUCACAAGGUCAGUGCCGAGACACACUGGGACGUACCGAUGCGGUUACUCCGCCCACAACCUGCGGCACCUCAACACCUGGAUCCACCUGUAUGUCAAAGACCCGGUCCACACCACCAGGGUGUUUGAGACGCCUCGUGGCGUCCCACCUGUCAAAGAAGGCCAGGACUUCCUGUUCAAGUGUCAGCUGACUGACCCGUCUGUCACAAACCUCACCUUCCAAUCAGACAGCAGGGGGCGGAGUCUGCCCCAGGGCAUGAAUGUGACGUUUGACCGCCGGAGUGGCGUCCUCAUCCGAGACGUCCAGAGGACGUUUAACGGACGAUACGUCUGCUCAGGCCUGAAGGACGGAAGACCGGUCCAAUCUGCACCUGUGGACCUGCUGGUGGUUCCGAGGCUCCGCCUCCCUCCCUCGCUGUCUGUCAGUCAGAAAAAGUUUGUUCGUCUUGAAGGUGAAAAUUUCGAGGUCACAUGUCUGAGCAGUAACCCCUCCCACUUCUACAACAUCACAUGGACACACCCCCUCAUACAGACGCUGAACAUGAGCAUCAGUCGUCGCUAUAGUAACCACCGCAUGUACGUCAACAACACUGCAAGCGUCUCAGCUGUCAGUCACAAACACAGUGGAACGUUCACCUGUACGGCUGUCAACGAAGCUGGAGUCACCACGGCAACCACACAGCUGAGAGUUCUGGCUCGCCCCUACCUGAUCAUCUACAUGCAGCCACUGCAGCAUGCUAAUGCUAAUGCUAACAGCAGGACCAUAUUUGCAAAUGCUAGCAGCAUGCUAGAGGAGCUAAACACCAAUAUUAGCAUGAUCGCUAAUGUCAGUCCCAAUGGAACAGAUGAGGACAUUGCUACCAAUGCUAACAUUAGCGGCAACAUCAGGGUGGAGGUGAACGAAGGACGCGACGUGACACUAAAGUUUGUGAUUGAGGCGUAUCCUCCAAUCAGGAGCCAGGCCUGGGCCACGCCCUCAGACAACGACAACGACACAGUGUAUGAGGAGAGCUACGCCGCUAAUGGCUACAGGUCUGAGGCGACCCUGCUGCUGCGGCGCGUCCGUCAGGGCGAUGAAGGUCGAUACUCGUUCAAUUUCUCAAACUCAUUUUUCAGCGGUUCACAGAACAUUGACCUCCGAAUCUACCGUUCCCCUCACACUGUGGUGAGUCGGCAGAAUGACACGCUGACCUGCAGCAGCUCUGGAUACCCUCCUCCCACCGUGCUGUGGUUGGCCUGCCCCGGGGCACAGGAUACGUGUGGAGACGUCUCCGCCCAUCGGCUGCUUCCAGCUGACGUGACCUCGCAGGAAGAGGAUGUGACAUCACAGAUCCAACUGUCGGCUGGCGAUGAUGUCACUGUGGAGUGUGUGGCCUAUAAUCAGCUAGGAGAGUCACGCCGCGCCGUCACUCGCCGUUCUGCGGCAGAGCCGGUGACGCCCCCACAGCCGGCUCUGAUUGGUGCUCUGAGCGUGGCCGCCGCCCUCCUUCUUCUGCUAUUGGUCGUCUGUUACAAGUGGAAACAGAAACCAAAAUACGAGAUUCGCUGGAAGAUCAUCGAGAGCACAGACGGAAACAACUACACGUUUGUUGACCCCACGCAGCUGCCGUACAACCAGAAGUGGGAGUUUCCACGAGACAAGCUCCGCCUUGGUGCUGUUCUGGGCUCAGGGGCGUUUGGGAAGGUUGUUGAGGCGACAGCGUACGGACUGGGAACCGACAGCAACGUCACCAGAGUCGCCGUGAAGAUGCUGAAACCGAGCGCUCACGCCGAGGAACGUGAAGCUCUGAUGUCGGAGCUGAAGAUCCUCAGUCAUCUCGGUUACCAUGACAACAUCGUCAACCUGCUGGGAGCCUGCACGCGCGGAGGCCCCAUGCUGAUGAUCACAGAGUACUGUAGCCAUGGCGACCUGCUCAACUUCCUGCGGGCUCAUGCACAUGACUUCAUUACAUCCAUUUUGAGUGUGAACGAAGUGGAGGAGGAGGUGUUCUACAAGAACAUGGCCGCCACUCAAAGCGCCAGACUCAGGAGUGACAGUGGGAUCUCGUGCUGCUCAGAGUAUCAGGAGAUGCUGCCCAUUCUGAGUCCAGGACAAAUGCACCAGGGUAUGCAGACAGACAGUGUGUCUGUGGGUGACCUUAUCAGGUUCUCCUUCCAGGUGGCUCAGGGUCUGGACUUCCUGUCCAAUAGGAACUGUAUCCACAGAGACGUGGCAGCGAGGAAUGUCCUGCUGACUGACCGCGGCGAUGCCAAGAUCUGUGACUUCGGUUUGGCUCGAGACAUUCGCAACGACGACAGCUACAUUGUGCAGGGAAAUGCUCGUCUCCCGGUGAAGUGGAUGGCACCAGAGAGCAUCUUUCAGUGCGUGUACACGGUGCAAAGUGACGUGUGGUCGUACGGCAUUCUCCUGUGGGAGAUCUUCUCUCUGGGUAAGAGUCCAUAUCCAAACAUCGCUGUGGAUACCAACUUCUACAAGAUGAUCAAAGAUGGCCACCACAUGUCUGCACCAGACUUCGCUCCAGCUGAGAUGUACCAGCUGAUGACGCUGUGCUGGAGCCUGGAGCCCACCCACAGACCCACCUUCAAAACCAUUGGUCAGCUCAUCAAAAGGCUCCUCCCCUCCACCAGUGACAAGGUGCCACAUCACAGCUGCAAGGCAGCGUACAGGAACAUCGACGAGUGCACAGAAGAGGAAGAGGAAGAGGAAGAGCUGAGCAGAGGAGAACUCUGUGAUGAAGAAGAGGAGGAGCCAGUGGUGAGGAACAUCUACCAACACUCAUGACCCUCUCAUCCAAUCAAGACCAGGAGCAGGACCAAGACCAGAUCCAGGAGCAGGAGCAGGAGCAGGAGCAAGAGCAAGACCAAGACCAAGACCAAGACCAAGACCAAGACAACCACGACCAUGAUCUAGAUAUAGCCCAGGACCAAGACCAAGACCAAGACCAUGACCAAGACCAAGGUCCAGGAUUAAGACAUUGACGAUGACCAGGAAAAAGUCGUUGUUGCUUCCGAAAACGAAUGCGAUGUUCAAAUAAAACUUGUCUGUGGGCGGAGCCAGGAAACCCAAACAUCUGUGGGCGGAGCCAGGAAAGCUGCCCCGUGGUGCAUUCACUGUCCUGUUUUAGAAGCCGGACGUUCACAUGCAGCUGCAGGAUGUGACAAGAACUACGAGGAACAUCGGUUCACCUGUGACCUGAUGAUGAAACAGGAAAUGGCAUCACAGGCCCAAGUAUUACAUUUGAGAAUAUUGAUGUGUCAUUGAUUUGUUUUACUGUGUCAAAAUAAAAUCAGCUGAUUCUCCUCACA